Messenger RNA from Plasmodium vivax (malaria parasite P. vivax), 744 nucleotides. RefSeq lists its product as hypothetical. The record is from RefSeq and is a predicted model, not a curated record. The transcript has a single exon. Bases 1 to 744 code for a protein of 247 amino acids. NCBI's taxonomy places the organism in Eukaryota, Apicomplexa, Aconoidasida, Haemosporida, Plasmodiidae.
AUGGAGAACCUAAUAGAACCGGGAAAAAACGAUUAUAAAAUUGUGGAAGCGGGGCGCAUACGCCAACCACUAGAAAACGGCUACGAAACUGUCGAAAUGGGGCAGAUAGCAGAACCGGAAGAAAAUCACUACGAACCUGUCGAAAUAGGGCAGAUAGCUGAGCCGGACGAAAACGACUACGAAAUUAUUGAAAUAGGACAAAUAGCGGAACCGGAAGAAGAAAAGGUAGCAGAAAAGGUAGCAGAAAAGAAGGCAGAAAAGGUAGCAGAAAGGAGAGCAGAAAAAGAGGAAGAAAAGGCCGAAACCCGCUCUCAGCUACUAAAUCCCUUCAACUUCGAGAACAUAAUCGCAAAGGAAUGGAAACAGCUAGACGAUAUAGACAAUAGGGCCUGGGCAGAUAUAGCAAACAGCUGCCAAAUUGCAUUAACGUACGGAUUACAUUCCGACCCUAACAGAUACAGCAAAAUGGACAAAUGGAAAAACCAGCAUAAAACAUUUUGUCAUAUGCGCUAUAUCAAAAAUAGAACAGAUAAACGACGCCUGGACGAUUUCAUGAGCCGUCUUAGAACACUAAAGGGGGGUAAGAGAUAUGAAGAAUUGUGGAAAGCAGAAAGUGAAAAGUGGGAAGUUAUAAAAUAUCUUAAAAAAAGUAGUGACGAAAAUUGGAAUAAAAAUCUAAAACAAUCAUGGGCACGCUGGUUCCGCACAGAAAUACCUGAAGCGAAUUUUGAUGCGUUUAUAUAA